Acanthosepion pharaonis is the source of this 711-nucleotide messenger RNA. The record is from the annotation of a GenBank genome assembly. Lineage: Eukaryota; Metazoa; Mollusca; Cephalopoda; Sepiida; Sepiidae.
AUGUUUUCUUCUUUACUUCCUUCUCCUUUACUUCCUUCUUUUUCUCUUCAAUGUCGUUUUAUCCCAACUCUUUCAUUUCGUAUUUCUCAGCCUGUAUUGACGUUUGUGUUAGUUUCUUUUUCAUAUCGCUUUUUACUGUUUUUUACUUGGCCUCAUUUUUUUUUUCUAUUUUUUCGAUUUGUUCGCUCAUUUUUUUUCUCGUUGCUAUUUUUCGUUAUCGCAUCCUUCAUUUUCCUUCUCCUCUUUCAAGCCAGUUUUUCUCCCUUCUCUCUUUAUUUCUUUUUAAAUUCAAUCUUCGUUUUCUUCUUCAGUUUUAUUUCACACUUUUCUCCUGUCAUUUCUUUCUCUUCGGCUUCAGUUUUAUUUUUCUCCAUUCUCACGAAAUUUCACUUAUUUUUUCUUCACUUUGUUCUUCAGCCUUAUUUUUCACUUUUCUUCUUCUUCUUCUUCUUCUUCUUCUUCUUCUUCUUCUUCUUCUGUAAUUUAAGGCUUUCUCGCGUUCACUUCUCUUAUCAACAUGUUUUAGUUCUUUUCUUCUUCUUCUUCUUCUUUUCUUCUUCUUUUUCUUCAUCUUCUCUAAACGUUUUGCAUUCUUUUCUUUUUCUUAAUCUUUCUUCUUCUUCUUCUUCUUCUCCUCUUCCUCCUCCUCCUUCUUCUUCUUCUUCUUCUUCUUCUUCUAUAUCUUCUUCUUUUUCUUCUUCUUUCACUUAA